AUGGAUCGUGGGACGUUCGCCCAGUUUUUGAUGAUUUCGUCAGCCUUGCUUGCGGAGCGUGCAUCUCCGACUGGCGUGGACAAGGGUAACCUCUAUUUCGACGAGCUCCUAUCCAUCGGCGCGACUCAAGAGUCCUUAAAACUGCAGCUGGGUUCGGUGCCCGUGCCACCCUUUCAAGUGGAUCUGUGGCAGGCCAGUGCAGGAAGAAGCGACCUCCGUGUCGAGUUCACCAAAGGAACGCUCGACGGACUACCCGGCGGCGUGCGCCGCUUUGGAAACGCCAGUGCUCCUGGCUACCUGCACGGGAACCUAACCUUAGGAUCUCAUGUACGAUUCGUCGAUGUGAAGAUCACAUGUAGUGGUAAAGCGAUGGGAGCGAGCGCGGCCAGAUUCAAUAAUGAACUGACCAUUCAGACGUCACUGAUGGCAACGACUGCACUCCUAGAAGUUAUGGCCUUCCCUCCAGGAACGCCAAAUCUCUUUACCUUCAUGUUGAAUGGACCUGUGAAUAUUACCGUGCUCACACCCGAUCACGCAUCUAUGAGUAACGAAGAACGGUCUCUCUACAAGGAACAAACGAAAAAGCAUCUGAGCGGCUUCGUGGAGACUUUGCUUUCGACCAAGUACAGAGAAGCUUUGAGAGCGGCCGUUUCGAAUAAACCUCUUCCUAAUCCGUGACUGCUCAUAUUGUCACGGGUGGUGACCAA
Messenger RNA from Ixodes scapularis (black-legged tick), 707 nucleotides. RefSeq lists its product as uncharacterized. NCBI's taxonomy places the organism in Eukaryota, Metazoa, Arthropoda, Arachnida, Ixodida, Ixodidae. Bases 1 to 678 code for a protein of 225 amino acids. The record is from RefSeq and is a predicted model, not a curated record. The transcript has 3 exons.